Messenger RNA from Oncorhynchus kisutch (coho salmon), 4153 nucleotides. RefSeq names its product serine/threonine-protein phosphatase 2A 55 kDa regulatory subunit B gamma isoform-like. Lineage: Eukaryota; Metazoa; Chordata; Actinopteri; Salmoniformes; Salmonidae. The coding region runs from base 793 to 2151 and encodes 452 amino acids. The transcript has 10 exons. Gene Ontology annotation, cellular component: protein phosphatase type 2A complex. The record is from RefSeq and is a predicted model, not a curated record. Gene Ontology annotation, molecular function: protein binding; protein phosphatase regulator activity.
CUCUCUCGCUACCACUCUCUCUCCCUCACACACACACGCGUGCGCUUUCACACACAUUCAUACGCCAGAGCUGACACUGCAGCAGAAAAACAGCCUGGUAGCGAAAGAGAGGGACUCCAUUGACUGUGAGAGAGGACUGUCUUCAUGGAGGCUCUAUCGAGGAGUACCUGACCAGAGGCAAUGGGCUGUGGGUGUGUGUGUUAAUGUGUUAGGUCUGUGUGUGUGUGUGUGUGUGUGUGUGUGUGUGUGUGUGUGUGUGUGUGUGUGUGUGUGUGUGUGUGUGUGUUUGUGUGUGUGUGUGUGAGAGAGCACCCCAGCAAGAGAAGCAGCACUGCAGAUACUGACUGAGUCCGGGGCUCAGCUUGGAGCAUCGACCGAGAAACGAAGAUCCAUUGCUCUCAACCUCUGUGUGUGUGUGUGUGUCAGUGAACGUGUAUGUUUGUGUAAGAGCUGGUGUGUCAUUCACUGCUCUGCCUGCGUAUCCUUGCGUAUCUGUGUCGUCGGCCCUCUCCCUGCCCCUGUCCCAGAAUGCUUCAUUCUGCGCCCCUGUGCUGAGGAGGCGUUGGGCAGUAUGGACUGUGCGCUGGCCGGGACCCCCCCCCACGGAUCUAGGCUGCCCCCCCAGGACGGGCACACACCGCACCUCUGCUGAUGGGCGAGGACACUGACACCACCCGAACACUGAACCACAGCUUCCUCCGAGACCACAACUAUGUGACUGAAGGGCUGCUCGUGGCUUUAGCCUGAAGAGCCCGCCCCGCCUCCUCCCCUCUCCCGGACUCCUCCCCCAGGAUGUUGAACCCUAUCCAGGUCCUGUGCUCCGACAUCACUUCCCUCUCUCUGGAGCCCGAGCCGUUUUCCUCUUACACUGAAGCUGAUAUCAUCUCCACUGUUGAGUUCAACCACACUGGAGAGCUCCUGGCCACAGGGGACAAGGGGGGACGUGUGGUCAUCUUCCAGAGGGAACCUGAGGGUAAGACAGAGCCAUUCUCCCAGGGGGAGUAUAAUGUCUACAACACCUUCCAGAGUCAUGAGCCGGAGUUUGACUACCUGAAGAGUCUGGAGAUAGAGGAGAAGAUCAACAAGAUACGAUGGCUGCCACAGCAGAACGCCGCCCACUUCCUCCUCUCCACCAAUGAUAAGACCGUUAAGCUGUGGAAGGUGAGUGAGCGGGACAAGAGGCCUGAAGGCUACAACCUGAAGGAUGAGGAGGGCAGGAUGAAGAACCUCUCCACUGUCACCUCACUACAGGUGCCGGUGUUGAAGCCCAUGGAUCUGAUGGUGGAGGUGAGUCCUCGGCGUGUCUUUGCCAACGCCCACACCUACCAUGUCAACUCCAUCUCUGUCAACUCUGACCAUGAGACCUACAUGUCAGCUGACGACCUGAGGAUCAACCUCUGGCACCUGGGCAUCACCAACCGCAGCUUCAACAUCGUGGACAUCAAGCCAGUGAACAUGGAGGAUCUGACAGAGGUGAUAACAGCAGCAGAGUUCCAUCCUCACCACUGUAAUCUGUUGGUCUAUAGCAGCAGUAAGGGAACUCUACGGCUCUGUGACAUGAGAGAGGCCGCACUGUGUGACAAACACUCCAAACUGUUUGAGGAGCCGGAAGACCCCAGUAACCGCUCCUUCUUCUCUGAGAUCAUCUCGUCUGUGUCGGACGUGAAGUUCAGCCACAGCGGGCGCUACCUGCUGACCAGAGACUACCUCACUGCCAAGGUGUGGGACCUCAAUAUGGAGAACAAGCCCCUGGAGAUAUACCAGGUGCAUGAAUACCUCCGCAGCAAGCUUUGCUCCCUGUACGAGAACGACUGCAUCUUCGACAAGUUUGAGUGUGUCUGGAACGGCUCAGACAGUGUGAUCAUGACUGGGGCCUACAACAAUUUCUUCCGGAUGUUUGACCGGAACACCAACCGUGACGUGACCCUGGAGGCGUCCAGGGAGAGCAGUAAGCCCCGGGCCGUGCUCAAGCCUCGGCGCGUCUGCCAGGGCGGGAAACGACGCAAGGAUGACAUCAGCGUGGACAGCCUGGACUUCACCAAGAAGAUCCUGCACACGGCCUGGCACCCCACGGAGAACAUCAUCGCCAUCGCUGCCACCAACAACCUGUACAUCUUCCAGGACAAACUCAACCAGGAGAUGCAUGGCUGAGAGAGAGAGCAGGAGGCUGGAGACGUACACACACACACACACUGAUGCAAACAUUCAUUCAGACAGUAAGGCAAGCAAGAACAUAUGCACACAUACACACACACACACACUCUCUCUCUCUCUCUCUCUCUCUAGAUGACAGGGAGAUGCUGUAAAGACACACACUCUCUCUCUCUCUCUCUAGAUGACAGGGAGAUGCUGUAAAGACACACACUCCACAGUUCUCAGUGGAUGGACCGGUCCACCCUAGGACCAGACAGGGGGAGCUGGAUAACCCAAUAAGAAUGAUGCUGGAUUAUGGUUUAUGGAAUUCUAAAUCAUGGAUGUGUUCACUGUUGACCUCUGGAUUGUGGCUGAUCUGAUGGUGUUUGUUUUGCUAUUGGUCAUUUUUGCAUUCUGAGGGGUUUGACCUCUUGACAGGAGGAGCUUUCACAUGUGUCUGCCUUUUUCUGAUCAUCUGCCCUUCUUCCCCUUCCUCCUCACUCUGUUUCUGUACAUGUCUGUGCUCAGUCCUCUCCUACAUUCUGGACUGAUUCUUGACGUUGGUGUAAAAAACCCUUUGUGGUUCCUGGUGGUAACUAGUGGAAGUGUUUGCGGAAUGUUUGAAGUCUAAUUAGUUUUUUUGUUAAAUCAUGUUACAUGUUACAUGAUUUGAAUUAUCAUUAAUGAUGAUGAUGAUGGUGAUGGUAAAAGUGAUGACAAUGACAGUUAAAAUGGUACAUGAGACAUUAGUAAGUAGGACGUUGGGUUCCACAAGGCUGCCUGUCACACCUAGGUGACAUUUAAUCCUGAUGUUUCAGUUGAUUGUGAAGACUGCUGGGGAACUUGGCUGUGUUGUGCUACUUUGCAAUGAAACACAAGGAAUGAAGCAAAAAUCAAGUCCAACAAUCAAGCAAAAAAUAUGCUGCAUGAUGGAUUUUUUUUUUGUUUAUAUAAAUUUACUGGCUGCCUUUCUAACCAUAAACAGGCUGUAAAAAGGCUUCUGGAGCUCUGCCUCUACACAGCACUAGUUACCAUAGACAACAACAAAGAGCUAUCCUUUUGUUUGUGUUUACCGGACACAAAAAGCAUGUUUACCAGUGUUCAGUUUUACGGUGUACAUUUGAAAUGAAGCCCAAAUAAUACAUAGUUUUACAUGAAGAUACUGAACCAGAGGUAUGGGGAAUGUUUUAUCAACGUUGUAAACUAAACUGUUAAAGGAAUGUUUUAUCAACGUUGUAAUCUAAACCUUUAAAGGAAUGUUUUAUCAACGUUGUAAUCUAAACUGUUAAAGGAAUGUUUUAUCAGGGUUGUAAUCUAAACCUUUAAAGGACUGUUUUAUCAGGGUUGUAAUCUAAACCUUUAAAAGAAUGUUUAAUUAACGUUGUAAUCUAAACCUUUAAAGGAACGUUUUAUCAGGGUUGUAAUCUAAACCUUUAAAGAUAUGAUUUAUCAGGGUUGUAAUCUAAACCUUUAAAAGAAUGUUUAAUCAACGUUGUAAUCUAAACCUUUAAAGGACUGUUUUAUCAGGGUUGUAAUCUAAACCUUUAAAGAUAUGAUUUAUCAGGGUUGUAAUCUAAACCUUUAAAAGAAUGUUUAAUCAACGUUGUAAUCUAAACCUUUAAAGGAACGUUUUAUCAGGGUUGCAAUCUAAACCUUUAAAGGGCCUGAAUGGUAUCUGCUGUAUAUUCAACUCUUUUUGACAUUUCUAGGUUUGUUGUUUCGGAUCAAGAACCAAGAGUGCAGAGCCGAUCAUCUCUGAUGAUGGUGUUCAUGGCAACAAGAGAGAGAUUAUUAAACUCUUCCCUCUAGCCUUUGAACAAAUUCAGAUUUUUUUGGAGAAGUUAUUGUUAACUUCUGUAUUUUUUAAACAUCUGUCACUUGUGUUUGAUUUCAUGUCCUGCUGCCCUGCCAUUGAUUCACAUAUGUUGUGUUCAUGUAUUUUCAACGGGAAAAAAAAUCUCAUGAACAAUUACGAAUAUGUUAAUGUUAUUUUUUUUUCUGAAUAAAGAUUUCAACAAUA